AUGAUUCAAGGAAUUCAUGAACGUAACGAACUGGCCAGAGAACGUGCUUGGUCUCGUAUUUAUCUUCAACCCGUAUUAGAAGCUGAAUCUGAUCGAGAUACUGUUCGUCGACACUUUGCUCGUAUUGCCCAAGAAAAGGAAAUCAUGAAGGACGUCCCAGGUUUUGAUGCCGAAGAAAGCGUCUACAACGACAAGCGUUUCCGCACUCCUUCCUUCAUCGCAACUCCAAAAUUCUAA
This is a messenger RNA of Sugiyamaella lignohabitans, 237 nucleotides long. RefSeq lists its product as uncharacterized. The coding region runs from base 1 to 237 and encodes 78 amino acids. Lineage: Eukaryota; Fungi; Ascomycota; Dipodascomycetes; Dipodascales; Trichomonascaceae. The record is from RefSeq and is a predicted model, not a curated record. The transcript has a single exon.